AUGGGCCGCGGCUCCGGGAGCGCGGAGCUGGGUAUGGCCGUGCCGCCCGGCCGCUGCCCCGACUGCCCGGGGCCGGAGCGGGGCGGCGGUGGGACCCCCGCCGUACCCCACCUCGGCAUUGCGGUGGACGAGGGCGAUGUGCUGCCCGGGGCGCUGCGGCUCAUGCGGGAGCUGAGACCCGGCUGGGAGCCGGCCGGGGUGAAGACCAAGCUCUUCACCGAUGGCAUCACCAACAAGCUCGUGGCCUGCUACACGGACGAGGGCAUGGCAGACGCGGUGUUGGUCCGUGUCUAUGGCAGGAAGACGGAGCUGUUCGUGGACCGGGAGACGGAGCUGAGGAACUUCCAGGUGCUGCGUGCCCACGGCUGCGCCCCCGACCUCUACUGCGCCUUCCAGAACGGGCUCUGCUACCAGUUCCUGCCGGGCAUCGCGCUGGGGCCCGACCACGUGCGGGACCCCCACAUCUUCAGGCUGGUGGCCCAGGAGAUGGCCCGGGUACAUGCCAUCCACGCCAACGGGAGCCUCCCCAAGCCCAUCCUCUGGCAGAAGCUGCACAAAUACCUCACCCUCGUGAAGACGGAUCUCAGCCCAAAGGUAUCCAACCCCAGCCUCCAGCAGGACAUGCCCAGCCUGGAGAUGCUUGAACAGGAGCUGGCCUGGAUGAAGGAAACGCUCUCCCAGCUGGGGUCCCCCAUCGUGCUUUGCCACAACGACCUGCUCUGCAAGAACAUCAUCUACGACGAGACACGAGAGCACGUUCGCUUCAUAGACUACGAGUACACCGGCUACAACUACCAGGCUUUCGACAUUGGAAACCACUUUAAUGAGUUUGCGGGCGUGAAGGAGGUGGAUUACCGCCUCUACCCCAGCAAGGAGACCCAGCUGCAGUGGCUGCGCUCCUACCUGCAGGCCUACAAGCAGCUCACCCAGGGGGACCCAGGAGGCACAGGGGUGUCCGAGGAGGAGCUGGAGGCUCUCUACGUGCAAGUGAACAAGUUUUCUUUGGCAUCCCAUUUCCUCUGGGCAUGCUGGGGCCUGAUCCAGGAUAAAUACUCUACCAUAGACUUUAACUUCUUAAGAUAUGCAAAGCUAAGGUUUAAACAGUACUUCAAGAUGAAGCCGGUGGUCACAGCCCUGCAGAUCUCUAAAUAGCAUCUCCGGCCCGUGAGACCCUGAGCUAUU
Gavia stellata (red-throated loon) is the source of this 1182-nucleotide messenger RNA. RefSeq names its product ethanolamine kinase 2 (gene ETNK2). The transcript is spliced from 8 exons. The record is from RefSeq and is a predicted model, not a curated record. Lineage: Eukaryota; Metazoa; Chordata; Aves; Gaviiformes; Gaviidae. Gene Ontology annotation, molecular function: ethanolamine kinase activity. Gene Ontology annotation, cellular component: cytoplasm. Bases 1 to 1152 code for a protein of 383 amino acids. Gene Ontology annotation, biological process: phosphatidylethanolamine biosynthetic process.